Mus pahari (shrew mouse) is the source of this 1433-nucleotide messenger RNA. RefSeq names its product Fc receptor like B (gene Fcrlb). The record is from RefSeq and is a predicted model, not a curated record. Lineage: Eukaryota; Metazoa; Chordata; Mammalia; Rodentia; Muridae. Gene Ontology annotation, molecular function: transmembrane signaling receptor activity. Gene Ontology annotation, biological process: cell surface receptor signaling pathway; negative regulation of immune response. The coding region runs from base 12 to 1289 and encodes 425 amino acids. The transcript has 6 exons.
GCAGAUUCAUCAUGUGGAUGCUCGCAGCCCUCCUGCUUCUGGUUCCAAGCAGUGGGAAAGCUGCUACUCUGGAGAAGCCUGUACUGACUCUACACCCACCUUGGACCACCAUCUUUAAGGGGGAGCGAGUAACCCUGAGAUGUGAUGGUUACCACCCUCUGCUGCUGGAGCUCCGGCCCAUUAGCACUCUCUGGUACCUGGGCCACGUCCUCCUGCCUUCCCACAAGAAGAGCAUCGAGGUGCAGGCACCAGGGGUGUAUCGAUGUCAGACACGAGGAGCACCUGUCAGUGAUCCCAUCCACCUCUCUGUGUCUAACGACUGGCUAAUUCUGCAAGUGCCUUAUGCCGCGGUGUUCGAGGGAGAGCCCCUGGUGAUGCGCUGCCGUGGCUGGUACGACAAAGUCGUCUACAAGCUUCAUUACUACCAUGACGGCCAGGCUGUGAGAUACUUCCACUCUAGCACCAACUACACGGUGCUGCAAGCGCGAGCCAGCGACAGCGGUCACUACCAGUGCUCGGGCACCAUGCGUAUCCCAGUGGAGAGUGCGCCCAUGUUCUCCUCCAAGGUGGCCGUGACUGUGCAAGAGCUGUUCCAGACGCCGGUGCUGAGGACGCUGAGCCCGCAGGAGGCGCGCGGCCGCGUGGUGCUGCGCUGCGAGACGCGCCUGCACCCGCAGAAGCGGGACACACCGCUGCAGUUCGCCUUCUACAAGUACAGCCGGCCGGUGCGCCGCUUCGACUGGGGCGCCGAGUACACGGUCCCCGAAUCCGAGGUCGAGGAGCUCGAAUCCUACUGGUGUGAGGCGGCCACCACCAGCCGGAGUGUCCGGAAACGCAGCCCGUGGCUGCAGCUCCCCGGGCGGGGCUCUGUUCUGGAUCUGGCAUCCACCACCGCGCCAGUCCCACAGGCUGCAGCCUUGGCGCCCGGGGACAAGCCGCUUUCCUUCCGGAAGACCCCAGUGUCCAGAUCCGUCCAGUCAGUCACUUCCGUCCCGAACAGCACCUUUGCAGGGCUGCAGUUCCCCGCGGGCCAGGUCGCCACCGCCGGGCCACACGCUUGCGCGCCUCUGCCCACGUCCGCGGAGCAGUCGCGCGAAGCUCUGCAGCCCAAGGUGGACCUCCUGCUUCGCGAGAUGCAGCUGCUCAAAGGCCUUCUGAGCCGCGUGGUCCUGGAAUUAAAGGACCCACAGACCCUCCGCGAGCUUACCCCCGAGACACCUAAUUCUCACGUUACUGUGAACCCCGCAACCCCAGAGACCACUAUCAUGGAGGGCCGAGUGGACAACUAGGCUAGUGUCUUCUCUCCCCGAUCUCUAGCUUGUGUGCAAAUUGGAGCCACAGCUGUUACUGUCCCCUCCUGUUGCUGUGUUUUUGGUUGGUUUGUUGGUUUUUAAAGUCCAGUGGUGCUGUGGGUUUCCACUUUACUAGACAGC